Molecule: messenger RNA, 8739 nt
Organism: Gossypium raimondii (Peruvian cotton)
Lineage: Eukaryota; Viridiplantae; Streptophyta; Magnoliopsida; Malvales; Malvaceae
Product: protein SABRE
Exons: 23
Coding region: 361-8259 (2632 amino acids)
Source: RefSeq, a predicted model, not a curated record
CAAAUUAAAAAAGAAAAAAGAAAACCGGAAACAAAUAACAGGAGCAGUCAGUUCAUUUGAUCAUCGAGCAAAUCAUGGAUCGGAUCUUCUUUCACGUUGACACUCUCCUCUCCGAUCUCUGAUCCUCGAAGAGUCGCUUUCAUUGCUUCAACUGAACUCUCAGAUCGCUUUCUAUCUUUUGGAAACUCAUUUUCUUUAGGGUUUCGUCUCCUCUUUUUCUCCUUCUUAUUCUACUUUGUAAUGCUAUUAUGUUCGGACGCUGUUACAUUUGCCGCUGCUUCGUAUUCUUUUUCCGAAUUGGAUGAUUUGAUCGGAUUUUCUACGGUUCCGUAGAAUUACAGUUUUGUCGCUAGAAAAAAAAUGGCGGCUUCUCCUGUCAAGUUUCUCUUCGGAUUCUUUAUGAUUUCCAUCACAUUGUGGAUGGUUUUCAUAUUUGCGUCAAGGUUGCUAGCUUGGAUUCUAAGCAGGAUAGUUGGAGCAUCUGUUGGAUUCCGUGUUGGGGGAUGGAAAUGUUUGAAGGAUGUUGUUGUGAAGUUCAAUAAGGGUGCUGUUGAAUCCAUAUUAGUGGGUGAAAUCAAGCUUAGUUUACGCCAAUCCCUGGUUAAACUUGGGGCUGGCAUUAUUUCUAAGGAUCCAAAGCUGCAGGUGUUGAUAUGUGACUUGGAAGUUGUACUAAGGCCUUCAAGUAAAAGUUCACAGAAAUCUAGACCCCGGAAACCUCGCACUCCAGGCAGGGGGAAGUGGAUGGUUGUAGCUAACAUUGCAAGAUAUUUUUCAGUGUCUGUCACAGAUUUGGUUAUGAAGACGCCCAGAGCAACUGCUGAAGUUAAGGAACUCAAAGUAGACAUAUCUAAGGAUGGUGGCUCCAAACACAAUCUGUUUGUUAAGCUACACAUAUUACCCAUUUCUGUCUAUGCUAUUCAGAUGCUCUCUGGCUUUAUGGAAAAGCCUUCUUCUUCUUUUAGCUGUGAAGAGUUCUCUCUCUCUUGUGAAUUUGGCCAUGAUAGGGAAGCCGGUGUAGUUGUUCGAAAUGUGGACAUUAACUGUGGAGAGAUUGUUGUGAACCUCAAUGAGGAGCUACUCUCAAAGAAUAAAGAACCGCCAGAUGUUUUUACUCAAACCGAUAAAGUUACAGGGCCGACUGCUGAUUAUGUAACCACUAAAAAGCCUCAGAAAAAACAAUCUGCAAUUUUAGCAUUGGCAAAGUAUACUUCUAUGUUUCCAGAAAAGAUUUGCUUCAACUUACCAAAACUAGACGUGAAAUUUAUGCAUCUGCAACAUGAUAUUGUUGUUGAGAAUAACAUCAUGGGCAUUCAAUUGAAAUGCAUCAAAUCAAGAUCAACUGAGGAUGUGGGGGAGAGUGAGCGUCUUGAUGUUCAGUUGGAUUUCAGUGAGAUACAUCUUCUUAGAGAAGCUGGCUCUUCUGUAUUGCAGAUAAUGAAAGUGGAUGUUGUCUCUUUUGUCUACAUUCCGAUACAGGCAAGUCCUGUGCAAUCAUGGCAGCCAAUCUCACCUAUUAGAGCUGAAGUUGAUGUUAAACUUGGUGGGACUCAAUUUAACAUUAUAAUGAGUAGAUUGAAGCCAUGGUUGAGGUUGCAGUCCUCCAAAAAGAAGGGAAUGGUUCUUGAAGAGGAAACUUCUACUCUGGAGAAGCCACAAUCAACUGGAUCCAAAGCUAUCAUGUGGACAUGUACUGUCUCAGCCCCUGAGAUGACGAUUGUGCUUUAUAGUAUAAGUGGUGUGCCACUGUAUCAUGGAUGCUCACAGUCAUCACAUCUGUUUGCUAACAACAUUUCAAGUAUAGGAACCACAGUACACAUGGAACUUGGUGAGGUGAAUUUGCAUACGGCAGAUGAAUAUCAAGAAUGCUUGAAUGAAAGCCUUUUCACUGUGGAAUCCAAUUCAGGUUCAUUACUGCAUAUAGCAAAGGUUAGUCUAGAUUGGGGUAAAAAGGACAUGGAAUCAUCUGAAGAAGAUGGCCCUAGAUGUAAAUUAGCUCUUUCUGCUGACGUGACUGGAAUGGGCAUUUAUUUAACCUUUAAGCGUGUUGAAUCACUCAUAGUAACAGCUUUGUCCUUUGAAGCACUCUUAAAAAAUCUUUCUGCUGGUAAGAAAGCAACACAGAGCCGGACAGGACGUUCUUCAAAACCAUCAGGGAAGGGCACUCGGCUUUUAAACUUUAAUCUUGAACGUUGUUCAGUUAGUUUCUAUGGUGACACUUACUUGGAAAACUCUGUUGUUGCGGACCCCAAGCGUGUAAAUUAUGGGUCUCAGGGCGGUCGAGUUGUUAUUAGUGUUUCAGCUGAUGGUACACCACGUAAUGCAAAUAUAAUGUCCACAGUUUCUGAUCAGAGCAGGAAAUUGGGAUACUCUGUUUUGCUUGACAUCUUUCACUUCAGUUUGUGUGUGAACAAGGAGAAACAAUCCAUGCAGGUGGAACUUGAAAGGGCCAGAUCUAUUUAUCAGGAACGUCUUGGAGAAGAUAAACCAGAGACAAAAGUUUCGUUGUUUGACAUGCAGAACGCAAAAUUUGUACGACGCUCUGGUGGCCUUAAGGAGAUAGCUGUUUGCUCUCUGUUCAGUGCUAGUGAUAUCUCCGUCAGAUGGGAGCCUGAUGUGCAUCUGUCUUUGUUUGAACUUGUUUUGCAACUGAAAGCACUAGUUCACAGUCAGAAGCUCGAGGGACUUGGAAAUGAACACAUGGAUAAUAUCUCUGGUAUAAAAGAUGCUGAGCAGAAGAAAGAAGUCACUGUGAUUGAAGCGGGUAAUCUUGAUAAAACAAAGAAAAAAGAAUCUAUAUUUGCUGUUGAUGUAGAGAUGCUGAGUAUAUCUGCUGAAGUUGGAGAUGGAGUUGAUGCACUCGUGCAGGUUCAGUCAAUUUUCUCUGAGAAUGCCCGUAUAGGAGUACUUCUUGAAGGGCUGAUGCUUAGUUUCAAUGGGGCCCGGAUACUCAGAAGCAGCCGAAUGCAGAUUUCUCGUAUUCCCUCUACUUCCAUCUCAUCUGAUGCAAAAGUAUCAACGGCUGUUUUGUGGGAUUGGGUGGUUCAAGCACUUGAUGUUCAUAUUUGCAUGCCUUUCAGGCUGGAGUUGCGUGCCAUUGAUGAUGCUGUUGAGGAGAUGUUGCGAGCUUUAAAGCUUAUAACUCAAGCUAAAACUGAGCUAAUUUUUCCCAUGAGAAAGGAAAGCUCAAAACUUAAGAAGUCUAGUUCAACAAAAUUUGGACGUGUAAAGUUCUGCAUACGCAAGUUAACUGCUGAUAUUGAGGAAGAGCCAAUACAGGGUUGGCUUGAUGAGCAUUACCAUUUAAUGAAGAAUGAGGCCUGUGAGUUAGCUGUUCGGUUGAAAUUUCUUGAUGAUUAUGUCCUCGCCAACCAGUGUCCUAAAACAGCAGAAAGUAAUGAUUCUGCUUCUGAAAGAAGGAUUCACCAUAAUGGAGCUGAAAUUGAUGUGCAAGAUCCUUCAGCAAUCCAAAAAAUGCAAGAAGAGAUCUAUAAACAGUCUUUCCGAUCCUAUUACUUGGCAUGUCGGAGGCUAAAACAAUCAGAAGGCUCAGGUGCCUGUAGAGAAGGUUUUCAGGCUGGUUUUAAGCCAAGCACUGCAAGAACUUCUCUUCUUGCAGUUUCUGCUACAGAGUUAGAUGUGACAUUGACAAGGAUUGAUGGUGGAGAUGACGGGAUGAUAGACAUCCUAAAGCAGCUUGAUCCAGUAUGUCGUGAAAGCAAUAUACCCUUUUCACGUCUAUAUGGGAGUAAUAUUCUCUUAAAUGCUGGCAGUCUUGUUGUUCAGUUAAGAGAUUAUACAUUUCCUCUUUUUUCUGCAAUUUCUGGUAGAUGCGAAGGACGUGUUGUGCUAGCACAGCAGGCAACAUGUUUUCAGCCCCAAAUUUCCCAUGAUGUCUUCAUUGGGAGAUGGAGAAAGGUCCGCAUGCUUCGUUCGGCUAGUGGUACAACUCCACCGAUGAAAACAUACUCUGAUUUGCCUAUACAUUUUAAAAAAGCAGAAGUGUCGUUUGGGGUGGGAUAUGAACCAGUUUUUGCUGACAUAAGCUAUGCUUUCACCGUUGCACUUCGUAGGGCCAAUUUAAGUAAAAGGAGUCCUGGUCUUUCACAGGUUCUAAAAAAGGAGCGGAGCUUACCGUGGUGGGAUGAAAUGAGAAAUUACAUCCAUGGAAAUAUCACCUUAUUCUUUUCUGAAAGUAAAUGGAACAUUCUUGCGACUACUGAUCCUUAUGAAAAGCUUGACAAGCUUCAAAUUGUUUCUGGUUCUAUGGAGAUCCAGCAAUCAGAUGGCCGUGUGUAUGUUUCUGCUAAGGAUUUUAAAUUUUUCUUGAGUAGUUUGGAGAGUUUGGUAAAUAGUCGAAGCUUAAAACUUCCCACCAUUUCAUCUGGUGCUUUCCUUGAGGCUCCAGUCUUCAGCCUUGAGGUUACAAUGGAUUGGGAAUGUGAGUCUGGCAAUCCCAUGAAUCAUUAUUUAUUUGCAGUUCCUAUUGAAGGGAAGCCUAGGGAGAAAGUAUUUGAUCCUUUCAGAUCUACUUCUCUUUCCCUCCGAUGGAACUUUUCUCUUAAGUCCCUUGUUGCCCCAUUGGACAAACAAUCCCCAUCUGCCUCAGCCUCAGAUUGCACUAUUCUAGAUGGAGCUGUAAAUGGGGUACAGUUUAAGGCGGGGAAUGUUUCGAUUGCUUCACCAACAUUCAAUGUCGGUGCACAUGAUCUAGCUUGGAUAAUUAAGUUCUGGAAUAUGAACUAUAUUCCUCCUCAUAAAUUGCGUUCCUUUUCUCGUUGGCCUCGUUUUGGAGUUCCAAGAGUUCCUAGAUCAGGAAACUUGUCCUUAGAUAGGGUGAUGACAGAAUUUAUGCUCCGUUUAGAUGCUACACCUACUUGCAUAAAGCAUAUGACAUUAGAUGAUGAUGAUCCAGCAAAAGGACUGACAUUUAAUAUGGCAAAGCUUAAAUAUGAAAUCUGUUACAGUAGGGGUAAGCAAAAAUAUACUUUUGAGUGCAAGCGUGAUCCUCUUGAUCUUGUGUACCAGGGGCUUGACCUUCAUGUGCCUAAGGUUUAUUUAAACAAAGAAGACUGCACUAGUGUCACGAAAGUAGUUAAAAUGAUGAGGAAAACUUCUCAGUCUGCAUCCAUGGAACGAGUUCCUAGUGAAAAAAGUAAAUAUGUGAAUGCUUGCACAGAGAAGCAUCGUGAUGAAGGAUUUUUGUUGUCAUCUGAUUAUUUUACUAUCAGGAGGCAGGCCCCAAAGGCUGAUCCUGCAAGGUUAUUGGCAUGGCAGGAGGCUGGAAGAAAAAAUCUUGAAAUGACAUAUGUCAGAUCUGAAUUUGAGAACGGGAGUGAGAGUGAUGAGCAUGCUCGGUCAGAUCCUAGUGAUGACGAUGGUUACAAUGUGGUUAUAGCCGAUAAUUGUCAGCGAAUUUUUGUUUAUGGCCUAAAACUUUUGUGGACCAUAGAAAAUAGAGAUGCUGUGUGGUCUUUUGUUGGUGGAAUAUCAAAAGCAUUUGAACCUCAAAAGCCUUCACCUUCUCGGCAGUAUGCACAGAGGAAGUUAGUUGAGGAGAAACAGAAACUUGGUGAACCUGAAAUGCCUCAAGAGGAUGCUUCAAAGUCCCCUUCUACCAAUCAAGGUGUUCCUUCUCAGCACAUAGAGACAUCAGGAUCACAUUCAUCUCUAUCACAUGCAGUUGGAUUGGAAUGUUCAUCUACUGCUGCAGUUGCACUAGCUAAAUGUGAGGGCAAUGAUUCGGAAGAGGAAGGGAUUAUGCGUUUUAUGGUGAAUGUUAUUGAACCUCAAUUCAAUCUUCACUCUGAAGAAGCCAAUGGGAGAUUUCUUCUUGCUGCUGUUUGUGGUCGUGUUUUAGCUCGAUCAUUUCAUUCAGUUCUUCAUGUUGGCUCUGAGCUGAUUGAGCAAGCACUUGGUACUGGAAAUGUUCAUAUUCCCGAAGGUGAGCAUGACAUGACAUUGAAGAAGAUGGAGUUUUCUGUGAUGCUGGAGGAUGUACAGGCUCAUGUUGCACCAACUGAUGUGGAUCCUGGGGCUGGACUACAGUGGCUUCCAAAAAUUCGUAAAAGUUCCCCGAAGGUCAAACGUACUGGCGCUCUACUUGAAAGAGUGUUUAUGCCUUGUGAUAUGUACUUCCGGUACACAAGACAUAAAGGUGGAACCCCAGACUUGAAGGUGAAGUCAUUAAAGGAACUGACCUUUAACUCUGACAACAUAACAGCUAGCAUGACAUCUCGCCAGUUUCAGGUUAUGCUGGAUGUAUUAACCAAUCUUCUCUUUGCUCGACUUCCCAAGCCUCGAAAAAGCAGUCUCUCUUGUCCUGGUGAAGAUGAUGAAGAUGUAGGAGAGGAGGCAGAUGAAGUGGUUCCUGAUGGUGUUGAAGAGGUGGAACUUGCCAAAAUUACCCUUGAACAGAAAGAGCGGGAGCAGAAAUUGCUAUUGAAUGACAUUAAAAAGCUGUCUCUUCAUUGUGAUACUUCAGGAGACCAUCUGGAAAAGGAAGGUGAUUGUUGGAUGGUAAAUGGCGAGAGAUCUAUAUUGGUGCAAGGACUGAAGAGAGAACUUAUUAAUGCAAAAAAAUCGAGGAAAGCUGCAUCUCUAUCCUUACGGGUUGCUUUGCAGAAAGCAGCUCAGCUACGGCUAAUGGAGAAAGAAAACAACAAAAGUCCAUCCUAUGCAAUGCGAAUUUCUUUGCAAAUUAACAAAGUUGUAUGGAGUAUGCUUGUGGAUGGUAAAUCAUUUGCUGAGGCAGAGAUAAAUGACAUGAUUUAUGGUUUUGAACGCGAUUACGAAGAUGUUGGUGUUGCUCAGUUUACAACAAAGUAUUUUGUUGUGAGAAACUGCCUGCGCAAUGACAAAUCUGAUAUGCUUUUAUCAGCAUGGAAUCCUCCUCCAGAAUGGGGAAAAAAAGUCAUGCUUCAUGUGGAUGCGAAGCAGGGUGCUCCGAAAGAUGGAAACUCCUCUCUGGAUCAUUUUCAGGUAGAGAUAUACCCCCUUAAGAUUCAUUUGACAGAGACAAUGUACAGAAUGAUGUGGGGGUAUUUCUUCCCAGAAGAAGAACAAGAUUCGCAAAGACGGCAGGAAGUUUGGAAGGGCUCCACAACAUCUGUUGCAAGACGUCUAAAGAAGGGUGCCUUAAACCAUGAUGCUUCUGCAUCAGGCAUCCACUCAACAAAGGAGUCUGAAGUACCAUCCAAGCCAAGUGUGUCUUGUACAUCCAUUACCAAUCAGUCUGCUCCUGCUGGAUCUGCCCAAGCAUCUAAGAUACAAGACCCAAAAUCACAUGUUUCUGGUUCUGGCCCUGAGUUGAGGAGAACAUCUUCUUUUGACAGAACAUGGGAAGAGACUGUUGCAGAAUCAGUGGCUAAUGAACUUGUCCUACAGGCUCAUUCUUCCAGCGUUUCUUCCACUAAAAGUGGACCACUUGUUUCCACUGAGCAACAAGAUGAAUCCUCUAAAAAUAAAAUGAAAGACACAAAAUCUGUUAAGUCUGGUCGAUCAUCUCAGGAAGAGAAGAAGGUUGGAAAAUCCAAUGAAGAGAAAAAAUCUAGGCCUCGGAAAAUGAUGGAAUUUCACAAUAUCAAGAUAAGUCAGGUUGAACUACUAGUUACAUAUGAAGGGUCCAGAUUUGUUGUAAAUGAUCUCAAGUUGCUGAUGGAUACAUUUCACCGUGUGGAGUUCACUGGGACUUGGAGAAGACUGUUCUCUCGAGUUAAGAAGCAUAUUAUAUGGGGAGUUCUAAAGUCUGUAACAGGAAUGCAGGGUAAAAAAUUCAAAGACAAGGCACAUACUCAACAGCCAAGUGGAACUGGUGUUCCUGAUAGUGACCUCAAUCUCAGUGACAAUGACCAGGUUGAGAAACCUGGCCCGUACCCGAUAGCUUUUCUUAAGCGUCCAAGUGAUGGAGCUGGUGAUGGAUUUGUUACUUCCAUUAGGGGCCUCUUCAACACUCAACGGCGUAAAGCCAAACAAUUCGUGCUACGAACUAUGAGAGGUGAAGCGGAGAAUGAUUUCCAUGGAGAGUGGAGUGAGAGUGAAGCUGAAAUCUCUCCAUUCGCUAGGCAGUUGACCAUAACCAAAGCUAAGAGACUUAUUAGGCGGCACACAAAGAAGUUCCGUUCAAGGGGACAAAAAGGUUCAGGUUCAUCUUCUCAACAGAGAGAAUCACUUCCAUCAUCACCGAUGGGGUUGGAGAUCACUUCAUUUGAAACAGACUCUUCUAGUGGAUCCUCACCAUAUGAGGAUUUUUAUGAAUAGACUCGUCUCUCAUCAAAUGACAGUAUUAUUCGAAGGCCUUGAAUGGAGCAAACAGUAUGCAGUCCGCAAAUAUGUGCCCAAUUACUUCAGAGCAGUGAUGACAAGCAACCGCAUUGUUUUGCUAAAAUGUAACAGUGCUUGAAGACAGACUCGUUUCUGAUCUUCCAAAAAAAAAAAAAAAGAUGGUUGAAGAACACCGAAGGUAUGCCUGCUUGGUUAUUGACUGUGCAGGUUCUGGUUGAUGAUGUACCCUUGUAUUCUAUGGUGAUUGAUCUUUGAAAGCCUGGGUUAGAUCAUAUUUGUUGUUUUAUGACCCUCUGCUUCAUUUGACCAAGUGAUUGCAGCAGGUUCAAAUCCAUAAAUUUUGUAGGUUGGGUAGAAAAUAUAAACAGAUUAUACGAGCUACCAAGUACUAUAAUUUUGUACAUACAUUUAAAUAAUAUAUAUAUUGGAAUAGAAAUAAAUAUGAAAGUUACUAUC